This is a messenger RNA of Monopterus albus (swamp eel), 1550 nucleotides long. RefSeq names its product aldose reductase-related protein 2. The record is from RefSeq and is a predicted model, not a curated record. NCBI's taxonomy places the organism in Eukaryota, Metazoa, Chordata, Actinopteri, Synbranchiformes, Synbranchidae. Bases 69 to 1040 code for a protein of 323 amino acids. The transcript has 10 exons. Gene Ontology annotation, molecular function: oxidoreductase activity.
AUACGUGUGCUGCAAGUCUGAGGUUCUCAUUUUGUUGUUUUUAUUUCACCCGUGGUUAAAUAUACUCCAUGGAAGACACACAGGUGGACAGGACCAUAGAGCUGAAUGACAGGACACGAAUGCCAGUUUUGGGUCUGGGCACAUGGAAGUCCUCCCAUCUGGUCCACACCUCAGUCCAGGGUGCGGUAGAAACCGCCAUUGCUGCUGGCUACCGACACAUUGACACAGCCUACAGCUACAACAAUGAGGUGGAUAUAGGCAAAGCUCUGCGCUCCAAGAUGCAGCAGGGCAUCAUCAGGCGCCAGGACAUGUUCAUUGUCAGUAAGCUGUGGUGUACCCAUCAUGCUUCAGAGGACAUCCCUGUGUGCCUCAACAAGUCUCUGAGCGAUCUCCAGCUGGACUACCUGGAUCUUUACCUUGUGCAUUUCCCUGUUGGCCUACAGAAAAUGGGCAAUGAGCUUUUCCCGAAGAAAGAUGGAAAGAUACUGACCUCUGACAUUGACUAUGUAGAUGUAUGGAGGGGAAUGGAAACACUGCAAGCUUCAGGGAAAGUGAAGUGCAUUGGUGUGUCCAACUUUAACAUCCUGCAGCUAGAGAGACUUCUUGCUCUAUGCAGGGUGCCCCCUGCUGUCAACCAGGUGGAGCUACAUCCCUACCUGGUGCAGACAGAGUUGACAGAGUUCUGUAAAUCCAAAAACAUCGCCCUGACUGCUUAUAGCCCUUUUGGCUCACCGGCAAGACCCCCAGAGCUGUUUAGAGGAGACACAGAUCCACAUAAGCUCCUGGAGGACCAAGUUGUUGCAGAUCUAGCCAAGAAGCACAAACGCAGCCCUGCACAGGUAUUGCUGAGGUACCAUGUGCAGCAGGGUAUUGCAGUCAUCCCUAAGAGUGACAAGCCUCAUCACAUUCUUGAAAACACAAAGAUAUUUGACUUCAGUCUGCCUGAAGAAGACAUGAGCGCACUGAGAGGACUGGACCGAGGGUGGAGGGCCUGUGUGCUCGACGAACUCAAGUCUCAUCCAUACUACCCCUUUGAAUGAGGCUGCCAGGAAAGUGGAAAGAAAAGACAACAAACUGCACCUAAAAUUGCCAUAAACAUCAACAAGACUCAGACCAGCUACAUGCAGUCUGUCAACAGUAUCACACACUAUAACGCAUCAGUGACGUGUUCACCUCAGAAUGAUGAAAUGCUGUGAAGGUGAAUCUGAAGACAGUUUUUACAUGUCAGUGUAAUGAAUAUAUCAGGGUGUUGAUAAGAUGAGAUACUAAUGAUUUCUGUUUUUCAGUUAUGAAUGAAAUAUGGUAUGUUUACAUUUACAUAAUCAAUAGAUGAUAUUGUACUUAAAGGAUGUUUAAUUUUAUAGAAAUGUGUAUGUGUGUGUUCAGGAAGGCAUUGCUGGAUCGACCAUGAAAAAGCAUGAAAGAAUUUCUUUGUGAGAUCUUUUGCUUGGGUGUAACUUUGAGUAUAUGGAGGUUGUAUUUUUAUGAUACUCUGCAGUCAAAGAAAACUUAUUUGAGCAAAACAUUGGUACUACAAUCGAAAUAAAAUG